ACAACACCUGUAGCUUCUACGUCAACCACAGCAGCUGUCUCUACGACAACCACUGCUGUUCUGACUACAACAACUGCUGCUCCAACAACCACUACAACUCCAGAACCUACUACGACAGAACCUACUCGUACGACUGCAACAACUGCAGAACCUACCUCAACAACUACUUUAGCUCCUACAACAAACAUUGUUGUUCUUACGACCGCAACAACUGCAGCACCUUCUACAACAACUACAACUUCAGCUCCUACGACAACCACAACAGCACCCACUACAACACCUGCAGUUCCUACCACUGUAGCUCCAGCGACCACUACACCUGAUGUACUUACUACAACAAUCAUAACUACAUCUCCUGCUACAACAACUGUAGCUUCUACGUCAACCACAGCAGCUGUCUCUACGCCAACCACUGCAGCUCUUACUACAACAACUGCUGCUCCAACAACCACUACAACUCCAGAACCUGCUACGACAGAACCUACUCGUACGACUGCAAAGACUGCGGAACCUACCUCAACAACCACUUUAGCUCCUACAACAAACAUUGUUGUUCUUACGACCGCAACAACUGCAGCACCUUCUACAACAACUACAACUUCAGCUCCUACGACAACCACAACAACAGCACCCACUACAACACCUGCAGUUCCUGCAAGUGUAGCUCCAGCGACCACUACACCUGAUGUACUUACUACAACAAUCACAACUACAGCUCCUGCUACAACAACUGUAGCUUCUACGUCAACCACAGCAGCUGUCUCUACGCCAACCACUGCAGCUCUUACUACAACAACUGCUGCUCCAACAACCACUACAACUCCAGAACCUACUACGACAGAACCUACUCGUACGACUGCAACGACUGCAGAACCUACCACAACAACCACUUUAGCUCCUACAACAAACAUUGUUGUUCUUACAACCGCAACAACUGCUGCACCUUCUACAACAACUACAACUUCAGCUCCUACAAUAACCACAACAACAGCACCCACUACAACACCUGCAGUUCCUGCAAGUGUAGCUCCAGCGACCACUACACCUGAUGUACUUACUACAACAAUCACAACUACAGCUCCUGCUACAACAACUGUAGCUUCUACGUCAACCACAGCAGCUGUCUCUACGCCAACCACUGCAGCUCUUACUACAACAACUGCUGCACCAACAACCACUACAACUCCAGAACCUACUACGACAGAACCUACUCGUACGACUGCAACGACUGCAGAACCUACCACAACAACCACUUUAGCUCCUACAACAAACAUUGUUGUUCUUACAACCGCAACAACUGCAGCACCUUCUACAACAACUACAACUUCAGCUCCUACAAUAACCACAACAACAGCACCCACUACAACACCUGCAGUUCCUACAACUGUAGCUCCAGCGACCACUACACCUGAUGUACUUUCUACAACAAUCAUAACUACAGCUCCUGCUACAACAACUGUAGCUUCUACGUCAACCACAGCAGCUGUCUCUACGACAACCACCUCAGCUCUAACUAAAACAACUGCUGCUCCAACGACCGCUACAACUCCAGAACCUAUUACGACAGAACCUACUCCUACGACUACUACGACUGCAGAACCUACCACGACAGCAACGGCAGCUCCUACUACAACAUCUGCUGUUCUUACGACAGCAACAACUGCAGCACCUUCUACAACAACUACAACUUCAGCUCCUACAAUAACCACAACAACAGCACCCACUACAACACCUGCAGUUCCUACAACUGUAGCUCCAGCGACCACUACACCUGAUGUACUUUCUACAACAAUCAUAACUACAGCUCCUGCUACAACAACUGUAGCUUCUACGUCAACCACAGCAGCUGUCUCUACGACAACCACCUCAGCUCUAACUAAAACAACUGCUGCUCCAACGACCGCUACAACUCCAGAACCUAUUACGACAGAACCUACUCCUACGACUACUACGACUGCAGAACCUACCACGACAGCAACGGCAGCUCCUACUACAACAUCUGCUGUUCUUACGACAGCAACUACUGCAGCACCUUCUACAACAAGUACAACUUCAGCUCCUACGACAACCACAACAACAGCACCCACUACAACACCUGCAGUUACUACAACUGUAGCUCCAGCGACCACUACACCUGAUGUACUUACUACAACAAUCAUAACUACAGCUCCUGCUACAACAACUGUAGCUUCUACGUCAACCACAGCAGCUGUCUCUACGCCAACCACUGCAGCUCUUACUACAACAACUGCUGCUCCAACAACCACUACAACUCCAGAACCUACUACGACAGAACCUUCUCGUAUGACUGAGACGACUGCAGAAACUACCACAACAACCACUUUAGCUCCUACAAUAAACAUUGUUGUUCUUACAACCGCAACAACUGCAGCACCUUCUACAACAACUACAACUUCAGCUCCUACAAUAACCACAACAACAGCACCCACUACAACACCUGCAGUUCCUACAACUGUAGCUCCAGCGACCACUACACCUGAUGUACUUUCUACAACAAUCAUAACUACAGCUCCAGCUACAACAACUGUAGCUUCUACGUCAACCACAGCAGCUGUCUCUACGACAACCACCUCAGCUCUAACUAAAACAACUGCUGCUCCAACGACCGCUACAACUCCAGAACCUAUUACGACAGAACCUACUCCUACGACUACUACGACUGCAGAACCUACCACGACAGCAACGGCAGCUCCUACUACAACAUCUGCUGUUCUUACGACAGCAACUACUGCAGCACCUUCUACAACAAGUACAACUUCAGCUCCUACGACAACCACAACAACAGCACCCACUACAACACCUGCAGUUACUACAACUGUAGCUCCAGCGACCACUACACCUGAUGUACUUACUACAACAAUCAUAACUACAGCUCCUGCUACAACAACUGUAGCUUCUACGUCAACCACAGCAGCUGUCUCAACGACAACCACCUCAGCUCUAACUAAAACAACUGCUUCUCCAACGACCGCUACAACUCCAGAACCUAUUACGACAGAACCUACUCCUACGACUGCUACGACUGCAGAACCUACCACGACAGCAACGUCAGCUCCUACUACAACAUCUGCUGUUCUUACGACAGCAACUACUGCAGCACCUUCUACAACAAGUACAACUUCAGUUCCUACGACAACCACAACAACAGCACCCACUACAACACCUGCAGUUACUACAACUGUAGCUCCAGCGACCACUACACCUGAUGUACUUACUACAACAAUCAUAACUACAGCUCCUGCUACAACAACUGUAGCUUCUACGUCAACCACAGCAGCUGUCUCUACGCCAACCACUGCAGCUCUUACUACAACAACUGCUGCUCCAACAACCACUACAACUCCAGAACCUGCUACGACAGAACCUACUCGUAAGACUGCAAAGACUGCGGAACCUACCUCAACAACCACUUUAGCUCCUACAACAAACAUUGUUGUUCUUACGACCGCAACAACUGCAGCACCUUCUACAACAACUACAACUUCAGCUCCUACGACAACCACUACAACACCUGCAGUUCCUACCACUGUAGCUCCAGCGACCACUACACCUGAUGUACUUACUACAACAAUCAUAACUACAGCUCCUGCUACAACAACUGUAGCUUCUACGUCAACCACAGCAGCUGUCUCUACGCCAACCACUGCAGCUCUUACUACAACAACUGCUGCUCCAACAACCACUACAACUCCAGAUCCUGCUACGACAGAACCUACUCGUACGACUGCAAAGACUGCGGAACCUACCUCAACAACCACUUUAGCUCCUACAACAAACAUUGUUGUUCUUACGACCGCAACAACUGCUGCACCUUCUACAACAACUACAACUUCAGCUCCUACGACAACCACAACAACAGCACCCACUACAACACCUGCAGUUCCUGCAAGUGUAGCUCCAGCGACCACUACACCUGAUGUACUUUCUACAACAAUCAUAACUACAGCUCCUGCUACAACAACUGUAGCUUCUACGUCAACCACAGCAGCUGUCUCUACGACAACCACCUCAGCUCUAACUAAAACAACUGCUUCUCCAACGACCGCUACAACUACAGAACCUGUUACGACAGAACCUACUCCUACGACUGCUACGACUGCAGAACCUACCACGACAGCAACGGCAGCUCCUACUACAACAUCUGCUGUUCUUACGACAGCAACUACUGCAGCAACUUCUACAACAAGUACAACUUCAGCUCCUACGACAACCACAACAACAGCACCCACUACAACACCUGCAGUUCCUACCACUGUAGCUCCAGCGACCACUACACCUGAUGUACUUACUACAACAAUCACAACUACAGCUCCUGCUACAACACCUGUAGCUUCUACAUCAAGCACAGCAGCUGUCUCUACGACAACCACUGCUGUUCUGACUACAACAACUGCUGCUCCAACAACCACUACAACUCCAGAACCUACUACGACAGAACCUACUCGUACGACUGCAACAACUGCAGAACCUACCUCAACAACUACUUUAGCUCCUACAACAAACAUUGUUGUUCUUACGACCGCAACAACUGCAGCACCUUCUACAACAACUACAACUUCAGCUCCUACGACAACCACAACAGCACCCACUACAACACCUGCAGUUCCUACCACUGUAGCUCCAGCGACCACUACACCUGAUGUACUUACUACAACAAUCACAACUACAGCUCCUGCUACAACAACUGUAGCUUCUACGUCAACCACAGCAGCUGUCUCUACGCCAACCACUGCAGCUCUUACUACAACAACUGCUGCACCAACAACCACUACAACUCCAGAACCUACUACGACAGAACCUACUCGUACGACUGCAACGACUGCAGAACCUACCACAACAACCACUUUAGCUCCUACAACAAACAUUGCUGUUCUUACAACCGCAACAACUGCUGCACCUUCUACAACAACUACAACAACCUAUUACGACAGAACCUACUCCUACGACUACUACGACUGCAGAACCUACCACGACAGCAACGGCAGCUCCUACUACAACAUCUGCUGUUCUUACGACAGCAACUACUGCAGCACCUUCUACAACAAAACCUAUUACGACAGAACCUACUCCUACGACUGCUACGACUGCAGAACCUACCACGACAGCAACGGCAGCUCCUACUACAACAUCUGCUGUUCUUACGACAGCAACUACUGCAGCACCUUCUACAACAAAACCUAUUACGACAGAACCUACUCCUACGACUGCUACGACUGCAGAACCUACCACGACUGCAACGUCAGCUCCUACUACAACAUCUGCUGUUCUUACGACAGCAACUACUGCAGCACCUUCUACAACAAAACCUGCUACGACAGAACCUACUCGUACGACUGCAAAGACUGCGGAACCUACCUCAACAACCACUUUAGCUCCUACAACAAACAUUGUUGUUCUUACGACCGCAACAACUGCAGCACCUUCUACAACAACUACAACUUCAGCUCCUACAAUAACCACAACAACAGCACCCACUACAACACCUGCAGUUCCUACAACUGUAGCUCCAGCGACCACUACACCUGA
Salmo salar (Atlantic salmon) is the source of this 5547-nucleotide messenger RNA. The record is from RefSeq and is a predicted model, not a curated record. Lineage: Eukaryota; Metazoa; Chordata; Actinopteri; Salmoniformes; Salmonidae.